GCUAGUUUUUGGCUUCUUCCACAUGUACAGAGAAGGGAAGGGAAAGGAACUAAGCAAGAUAAUUGAUUCUGGCCUAGCCAGGGAGCUAAUUGGUGAAUCAAGAAGAGAGACAGACCGGGUGAUCAACAACAAUGGCGAGCAACAAGGACCGCCUGUCGCUGCUGCUCGCCUGGGCCGUCAUGGCCUCCCUCGUCGCCGGCUCGUCGGCCGGCAUCUACCACAUCGUCGGCGCCGCCAAGGGCUGGCGCAUGGCCCCCAACCGGACCUACUACGCCGAGUGGGCACGCACCAGAAACAUCAGCAUCGGCGACAAGCUCAUGUUCUUGUACAGGAGCGGGGUGUACAACAUCGUGGAGGUGCCUAGCCGGCAGCUGUUCGAGGCGUGUAGCAUGAGGAACAUCACCAACAGAUACCAGAACGGCCCGACGAUCAUCGAGCUCACGCAGCCGGGACAGCGCUACUACUUCUGCGGCGUCGGCAAGCACUGCGAGGAAGGCCAGAAGCUCGCCAUCAACGUCUCCGCCGUCCCGCCGCCGCCGCCCGUCGAUAACCCCACCGAUGACCCCGCUGCAGACUCCGCCGCCAUGGCCGGCGACGCCGCCAGCUGCUGCCUAAUAAUGUUAUUGCUGGCCUCCUCGCUCAUGCUGCUCAUGUAGUAAUUAAUCCUAUAUGCCUCUCUACAUAUGAUAUACUGUAUAUUAGGCGACGUAUCAGGUGACUAUUCAGGACAAAUUUGAAAACUUUCAAUUUCAGCCCUAAAUAGAUGGAUCGAGUAAAA
Messenger RNA from Brachypodium distachyon (stiff brome), 778 nucleotides. Its product is annotated as cucumber peeling cupredoxin. The transcript is spliced from 2 exons. Gene Ontology annotation, molecular function: electron transfer activity. The coding region runs from base 132 to 656 and encodes 174 amino acids. NCBI's taxonomy places the organism in Eukaryota, Viridiplantae, Streptophyta, Magnoliopsida, Poales, Poaceae. The record is from RefSeq and is a predicted model, not a curated record. Gene Ontology annotation, cellular component: plasma membrane.